This is a messenger RNA of Ambispora leptoticha, 133 nucleotides long. NCBI's taxonomy places the organism in Eukaryota, Fungi, Glomeromycota, Glomeromycetes, Archaeosporales, Ambisporaceae. The record is from the annotation of a GenBank genome assembly.
GAUGCAGAUCGAUAGCGAAAUGCACUAUGAAUCAACAAGUGGAAAAGUGCGACGGGAAUAUGGUUCAAAUGACUCAUGUGAUCAUGUGAUCGAUCGGGGCCGUAUGGAAGAUCCUAGUGUUGGGCGGCAUUAA